Molecule: messenger RNA, 1849 nt
Organism: Acomys russatus (golden spiny mouse)
Lineage: Eukaryota; Metazoa; Chordata; Mammalia; Rodentia; Muridae
Gene: Tbx21
Product: T-box transcription factor 21
Exons: 6
Coding region: 201-1802 (533 amino acids)
Biological process (GO): positive regulation of DNA-templated transcription; lymphocyte migration; cell fate specification
Cellular component (GO): nucleus
Molecular function (GO): DNA-binding transcription factor activity, RNA polymerase II-specific; RNA polymerase II cis-regulatory region sequence-specific DNA binding
Source: RefSeq, a predicted model, not a curated record
GCGCCGCUAGUGACAGCAGCCCGCUAGAGAGAAAGCCCCAGAGCAGCUGCGCGCCUACCCAACGCGCGCUCAGUAGCCAGGCGUCCCAGCUCCGGCUUGGGUGGAGUUCCACUUCUCUCUGGAUCCCGCCCCCGUCGCCCCAGCCUCCAAGACCCUCGGGUCUCCUCGGCGGCUGCGGGAAGGCGCCCAGCCCGCCGCGGAUGGGCAUCGUGGAGCCGGGCUGUGGAGACAUGCUGACCGGCACCGAGCCGAUGCCGAGUGACGAGGGCAGGGGACCCGGAGCGGACCAGCAGCAUCGCUUCUUCUAUCCCGAGCCUGGCGCACAGGAUCCCACUGAUCGCCGCGCAGGUGGCAACCUGGGGACGCCCUACUCUGGGGGCGCCCUGGUGCCUGCUGCGCCGGGCCGCUUCCUUGGCGCUUACGCCUACCCGCCCCGGGCCCAAGCGGCCGGCUUCCCCGGGCCGGGCGAGCCCUUCCUGCCGCCCGCGGGUGCUGAGGGCUACCCUCCCGGGGAUGGCUACGUGGCUCCGGACCCGCGUGCCGGACUUUACCCAGGGCCACGCGAGGACUACGCUUUGCCCGCGGGGCUGGAGGUGUCCGGGAAGCUGAGAGUCGCACUCAGCAACCACCUGUUGUGGUCCAAGUUCAACCAGCAUCAGACAGAGAUGAUCAUCACUAAACAAGGAAGGCGAAUGUUCCCGUUCCUCUCGUUCACUGUGGCCGGGCUGGAGCCUACUAGCCAUUACAGGAUGUUUGUGGAUGUGGUCUUGGUGGACCAGCACCACUGGCGGUACCAGAGUGGCAAGUGGGUGCAGUGUGGAAAGGCAGAAGGCAGCAUGCCAGGGAACCGCUUAUACGUCCAUCCCGACUCCCCCAACACCGGAGCCCACUGGAUGCGUCAGGAAGUUUCAUUUGGGAAACUAAAGCUCACCAACAACAAGGGGGCUUCCAACAAUGUGACCCAGAUGAUUGUCCUGCAGUCUCUCCAUAAGUACCAGCCCCGGCUACACAUCGUGGAGGUGACUGACGGAGAGCCGGAGGCCGCCUGCAACAGUUCUAACACUCAUGUCUUCACUUUCCAAGAGACCCAGUUCAUUGCAGUGACUGCUUACCAGAAUGCUGAGAUCACUCAGCUGAAAAUCGACAACAACCCCUUUGCCAAAGGAUUCCGGGAGAACUUUGAGUCCAUGUACACGUCGGUGGACACCAGCGUUCCCUCCCCACCUGGACCCAACUGUCAACUGCUUGCGGGGGACCCCUACUCCCCUCUUCUAUCCAACCAGUAUCCAGUUCCUAGCCGUUUCUACCCCGACCUUCCUGCCCAGCCCAAGGAUAUGGUCUCACAGCCUUACUGGCUGGGGACACCUCGGGAACACAGUUACGAAGCUGAGCUCCGAGCAGUGAGCGUGAAGCCCACGUUCCUGCCCUCUGCCCCUGGGCCCACAGUGCCCUACUACCGCGGCCAAGAAGUCCUGGCGCCCGGAGCUGGUUGGCCUGUGGCCCCUCAGUAUCCUCCUAAGAUGAGCCCAGCUGGCUGGUUCCGCCCCAUGCGAACUCUGCCCGUGGACCCUGGCCUGGGAUCCUCAGACGGGAGAGGGCCAGAGGAACAGGGAUCCCAAUCAUCAUCGUCGUCGUUGUGGACUGAGGUCACCUCCCUCCGGCCGCCAGAGUCCAGCGACUCAGGACUAGGUGAAGGAGAGUCUAAGAGGAGGCGGAUAUCCCCCUAUCCUCCCAGUGGUGACAGCUCCUCCCCUUUUGAUAAAGAACCCGAAGGCCAGUUUUAUAACUAUUUUCCCAACUGAGAAGACGCCACGGAAUCGGAAGGUGCCGACUAACUUAGAAAACAGAC